Molecule: messenger RNA, 3742 nt
Organism: Ctenopharyngodon idella (grass carp)
Lineage: Eukaryota; Metazoa; Chordata; Actinopteri; Cypriniformes; Xenocyprididae
Gene: mpi
Product: mannose phosphate isomerase
Biological process (GO): carbohydrate metabolic process; GDP-mannose biosynthetic process
Cellular component (GO): cytosol
Molecular function (GO): zinc ion binding; mannose-6-phosphate isomerase activity
Source: RefSeq, a predicted model, not a curated record
AUCCGCCUUUAGAGUCCAAACUGAGCGGCACCAGAGCUACGAAUACUGCUGUUUCCUCUCUGCACUUCCGUAGUGAGUGCGUGACGCGCAUGCGCUGCAGAUCUUCCUGCGACGUCAUCAGAAGACGAAGACGGCUCGUGAUUGGUUGUCGAGCUGUGACGUCACCGACGUGACUGUAAACGUCGCAGACAUGGCGGAAGUGAAAGUGUUUCCACUGUGCUGUGUGGUGCAGAACUACGCCUGGGGUAAAGUGGGUCUGGACAGUGAGGUGGCGCGGCUCGUGCUCGGUGGAGACUCUCAGGCUCUCAUAGAGGAGGCCAAACCCUACGCAGAGCUUUGGAUGGGUGCUCACCCCAAAGGUGACGCUCUUAUCAAAGACAACAGGAUAUCCCAGAGGACACUGGGACAGUGGAUUGCAGAUUUCCCAGGGUGCCUGGGGUCAAAGGUCAAGGACACAUUCCACGGGCAGCUCCCUUUCCUUUUUAAAGUGCUGUCCGUCAACACGGCUCUGUCCAUCCAGGCGCAUCCCAACAGGGAGUUGGCUGCCAGACUCCAUGCGCAGUUUCCUGAACAUUACCCAGACAACAACCACAAACCGGAGAUGGCCAUCGCACUCACUCAGUUUGAAGGGCUCUGCGGCUUUCGGCCAAUGGAUGAAAUCUUGGGCUUCCUCAAAAAUGUCCCAGAGUUCCGUGCGCUGAUCGGUAAUGAAGCUGCUGAGGAGCUCCAGAGCGCGGUGGGAGACCUGGACCGAACGUCUCUCGCUCUGAAGAAAUGUUUCACCAGAAUGAUGAACUGUGAGAAGAAGCUGUUUGUGGAUCAGCUCAACAUGUUAGUCAAACGAAUCUCAGAGGAAGAGGCUGCAGGCAAAGACACCUCAGCAAGUAAUGGAGAACUGCUGCUCCGGCUGCAUUCCCAGUAUCCGGGGGACAUCGGAUGCUUUUCCAUUUACUUCCUGAACCGUAUUGUGCUGCAGCCGGGGGAGGCCAUGUUUCUGGGGGCAAAUGAGCCUCAUGCCUAUCUGUCUGGAGACUGUGUGGAGUGUAUGGCAUGUUCUGAUAACACUGUACGUGCCGGACUGACUCCCAAAUACAUUGACGUGGACACGCUGUGUGAGAUGUUGAAUUACAGCCCGGCUCCGGUCAGUGCCAAAAUCUUCCCCUGCGUGCGGGACAACAGCGACCCCUGUGUCUACCUCUACGACCCUCCUGUGCCAGACUUCAGCGUCAUGAGAAUACAGAUCCCCGCCUCAGUGCGGCAGUACACUGUGAGCGCGCUGGAAUCUGCCGGCAUCCUGUUGGUUAUUGACGGAGAGGCCGCCGCCACGUCUGCUGCCGCCCUCUCUGACAUGACUCUGAAACGAGGCUCCGUGCUCUUCAUUUCAGCCAACGAGAGUGUCUCGUUACAGGUGACAUCAUCGACGGGCAUGACCAUGUUCAGAGCCUGCUGCUUACUGUAGGAGACGUCCGUUCAUAAACGUCCAGCGUCCAUCUGUUCUGUCCUAAUCAAAACCAACCGCUGAAACAAAGUUCAAGUAGAAACCAAGUUCCCAUGUUUUUGGCUUCAUCACAAACUUGCAUGAUGAAUAAACCCCUCUUUAGUCAGAAAUAAUGAUUAUUAUGAUGACAUUUAGUGUUAAAAUUAACCAAAAAAAAAAAAAAAAAAAAAAACUAAAUAUAAAUAAUGAAACGGUUUGAAUUAUGAUUAAGGUUCUGCAUGCAUGUUCUUUUGAAAUAUGUAAAAGUAUAUGAAUUCCUUUAAGUCAACAUGAAACGCUGUUCACAACCAUUUUACUUUAAUAAUGUGACAUAAUUACCAGGGUAUUCAAUCAGAAAAAAACAGGAAGGGAUUUGAUUGGAUGGUGAAAAGUGGGCGUUUCAGAAUGAGUUUAAACCACCAGCAUUAAAUGAAUUAUUGGUAGGGUUUUUAGAAAGGAUGUUUUACCUACAACAGUAACCUAAAUCAAUAGCUAACUUGGUAUUGGCUAACAACAUGCAGUAGUCCGCACGACUUUGGUGAUGUCUGCAAAAAUUCUGUUACAUUGUGAUGAAAGAUUACGAAGACAAAACAUUUUUUUUCUUUCAAAUAUCUCGCACUGAUUAAUCAUUAAUAAAAAGAACAGGAACGUCUUAUAGGGGCUAUAUGUAAGAAUUUCCGCUGUUUUAUUGCCAAUGUGUGAACAGAAUGCAACGAAACUUAAAAAACGACACCUUCCCCAUCUUCCUAGGUCGUCUAUGAAAGCCUGUAGACUGAUUUUUAUGUGAGGGACUCGGGACGUUUUUGCCGGGAAAAUCAAAAGGAUGCGACGGUUACGCGCGCUCCUGACAGCCUCUCGUCCGUUCUAUGGUACAUGAAAUGAAUGCUUGAUAAUGCCAAAAGAUUUAUUCUGUACUGUAAUGUCAGUGUGUCAAGCCAGAUCUCUGUCUGUAGUCUCGGAUAUACUUUAUAAUCAAAUUAUCAUAACAAUGUAAUUUUAAUUACCUCAUCAUCUGUCGACACGAUUAACUGCAGAGCUUGUGCAAGCAUAUCCACAUCGCUAUGAUCGGUUGUUUUCUGAACUACUGCUUUGUCACCGCUGUCAUUUUUGUUGUGUUUAUUUUGGUUUUGAGAGGAAAGUGUGCGCACAUGUUUACAUAUUCAUCUAAACGUCCCUCUCAGCCCAUUCACGCCAUGAACUAUAACUAUAAAGCUGACUAUAACGAUAACUAUAUUUGCGUCAACACCAAUGAACGAUAAGCAUAUCCCCGCUGAGUAUAUCGCGGCAUUGAAUCACGUUCAGUCUCUUGUACGUGACGUGUGCACGAGCACGAGCAAUAAAUUGCUGGCUGCAGUUCACUUAACGGCCACCAGUGUCGCUAAUAACAAUUGUUUCUGAAUUCUACAUAUAGCCUCUUUUAAAGAAAGUAAAUACGGUCAGUUGUGAUUUCAUGUUGACGCAUAAAUUAAACGCAUGAUCACGGAUGCAUGAUCACUCGCUAUUGGCUGCAAGAUAAUAAACAUUUUAUAAAAUUGAAUUUGUUCUUUUAGAGAUUUCUUUUGCAUAAGGACGUAAAAUAAAACCAAGAUGGAGGACAGUAACAAUUUUACUUUUACAUAAAAAUCUGGUAACGUAGACUUGAGACCAAUUUUAACGUUUUUAGACCUUUUUCAUGGUAUUACUGCUGAAGAACAACGUUGUUGCAGACAAUACUCUUCCAUGAAGAACUUCCAUGGUAAAACAAUUUAGGGUUUUAUUGAUCAAGUUCAAGUGACAGGCAAAAGUUUUGUGAUUUGAUUACCAGUGCAACUGAUUUUAAAAACCCUGUAACCUGAAAAAGUGUUUUCAUACAUGUGAAACUUUGUUACCGAUUUUUAUUCUCCCUUAUUAGUGACUGUACGGCUUGAUCUGUGGUUGUUUUAUUGCUGUAGUUGUAUUUGCACUACAAGUGUGGAGAGCACAAAGGAUGCUGGGAAUUACUGGCACCUGAUGUUUGUUUACUGUAUUUUUAGUGCCCUCUUCAGAUUCAUAUGUGUGAAACCAGAAGCCUGACCUCAAACCUGUUGGUUUCCGGGAUUAUUUCUAUAUUUUUUCAGCUGUAUUCUUCUGAAGUGUAAUGGGAUCAAAGCAUGCAUUUGACAGCUAAAGUGAGAGUCUGAAUGAUUGAAUGUAUGGCACUUUCUGAGCUGUAAUGGAGCAUGUGUCUGAUAAGAGGAACUCUGUAUGUAAUUGUAAUCCCUAAUAAAUAACGGUUCUGUAAUCUUU